GAGACUGUUCUCUGCGGGGGUAGGUGACACGACAAGGAGCUGUCGGCUCAAGUUGCAGCGAGGGAGGUUUAGGUUGGAUAUUAGGCAAGAUUUCUUCACUAGGAGGGUGGAGAAGGACUGGAACAGGUUGCCCAGAGAGGUGGUGGUAUCGCCAUCCUUGGAGGUUUUUAAAACAAAGCCCUGGCUGGGAUGAUGUGGUGCUGCUGUGAGCAGCAGUUGGACUAGAUGUGACCUCCUGAGGGCCCUUUCUGCUCUGAUCUCCUAGGAUUUGGUGACCCCUGGGCGUCCCUUCCAGUCCAACUUCCCUGUGCUCCUGUGAGUGCAGUGGCAAGACUUCUCAAGUGCUCCGAUUCUUAUAUUGCCUGCUCUUGAAAGCUGCAGGAGUUAGGGACCUACUGCUUUUAAAAUGUCAGCACUCAGCAGCGAUUGCCCACACUUGGAAUCAGUUGGCGAAAUAACAAAAGAAGAAUUGAUACAAAAAUCUCACGGCACUUGUCAAGACUGUAAAGUCAGAGGACCAAAUCUUUGGGCAUGCUUAGAGAAUAGAUGUUCAUAUGUUGGCUGUGGUGAAUCCCAUGUAGAUCACAGUACCAUCCAUUCUCAGGACACACAGCACUGCCUUACGGUCAACCUUACUACCCUUCGUGUCUGGUGUUAUGCCUGUAGCAAAGAAGUAUUUCUGGACAGAAAAUUACGAACUCGUUCUCCAUUACCAAAUGCAAGGUUAUCUCACCAAGCACAAGAAAAUAGUGUACAGGAUUUUAAAAUACCUGGUAAUCCAACGCUGAAGAUUCCUCUAGUUGCUGUAUUUGAUGACUUGGAUAUCGAGGUGGAAGAAGAUGAACUGAGGACAAGAGGUCUUACUGGUUUGAAAAAUAUAGGAAACACUUGUUACAUGAAUGCAGCUUUGCAAGCUCUUUCCAAUUGUCCGCCUUUGACACAGUUUUUUCUCGACUGUGGCGCCUUAGCUCGAACGGAUAAGAAGCCAGCAAUUUGUAAAAGUUACCUCAAGCUGAUGACAGAACUUUGGCACAAAAGCAGACCUGGUUCCAUUGUUCCUACAAAUUUGUUUCAAGGAAUUAAAACCGUUAAUCCAACAUUUCGAGGCUACUCCCAGCAGGAUGCACAAGAAUUUCUGCGUUGUUUAAUGGAUCUGCUUCAUGAAGAGCUAAAGGAACCAGUCAUGGAAAUAGAAGAUGUCCACCCUACAAGUGUAGAAGAAAACAUGGAAGAAGACAAAAGCCAAUCAGAUCUGGAUUUCCAGUCUUGUGAAUCUUGUAAUAGCAGUGAUAAGGCAGAAAAUGAAGCCAGUUACAAACCCCUCAUGGAAGAUCCUGCAGAGUCUGCUAUGUUAAUUCAGGAUGAUGAAAACCACUCUUUCAUAUGCAAAGAUUGGCAGAAGGAAAAAAUGCUUUGUAACAAGCUUAACCGAAAAAAUUCUAUGGAAGUCUUAGAGAAAGACGCACACAGUGCUUCAGAAACUGCUGAAUUUUUAAACAACCAAGGAACAGUUAAAGUACAAAUACACAGCAGACUUUCAGACUACGCUGCUGGUGACGUCCACACAAAUGAUCUGUCUGCAGCACAAAGUCCUCCAAAAUCAGUCUCAUCAUGGUCUCCGUUGGCACCCUCCCACAAAGAGUGUGAAGAGGCCAAGCUGUCAGCAACUCCAACUUCCCCUCCAGCUAUGUCUGUGAGAGGAUUAUGCAUGCUGAGCACAACAAACUUUGUUCCAUGUGUGACUUCUCCAAAAAAGAAGAGGCAGAAGCGAUACAGGAGUAUUAUCUCUGACAUAUUUGAUGGGACCAUCAUAAGCUCAGUGCAGUGCCUGACUUGUGAUCGGGUGUCUAUAACUCUGGAGACUUUUCAGGAUUUGUCUUUGCCUAUUCCAGGCAAGGAAGAUCUUGCUAAACUGCAUUCUGCAAGCCAUCAGACUUCUCUGGUCAAAGCAGGGUCAUGUGGAGAAGCAUAUGCCCCACAGGGGUGGAUAGCAUUUUUCAUGGAGUACAUUAAAAGCUGGUUUUGGGGUCCAGUUGUAACCUUACAAGACUGUCUUGCUGCCUUUUUUGCCAGAGAUGAGCUCAAGGGUGACAAUAUGUACAGCUGUGAAAAGUGUAAAAAGUUAAGAAAUGGAGUGAAAUUCUGCAAAGUGCAAACAUUUCCUGAGAUACUAUGCAUUCAUCUCAAAAGGUUUAGACAUGAGCUAAUGUUUUCCACAAAAAUUGGUACCCAUGUAUCAUUUCCUCUGGAAGGACUUGAUCUUCAGCCUUUCCUUGCCAAAGACAGUCCCACUCAAAUAGUGACCUACGAUCUCUUGUCUGUCAUCUGCCACCAUGGAACUGCAAGCAGUGGGCAUUACAUAGCUUAUUGCCGAAACAAUUUAAAUAAUCUCUGGUAUGAAUUUGAUGACCAGAGUGUUACAGAAGUAACAGAAUCUUCAGUACAAAACGCCGAAGCUUAUGUUCUCUUUUACAGAAAAAGCAGUGAAGAAGCACAGAGAGAGAGACGGAGGAUAUCAAGUCUGUUGAAUAUGAUGGAACCAAGUCUUCUGCAGUUCUACAUUUCUAGACAGUGGCUGAAUAAAUUCAAGACCUUUGCAGAGCCAGGACCCAUUUCAAAUAAUGAUUUCCUCUGUGUGCAUGGAGGUGUCCCUCCACGUAAGGCUACUUUUAUAGAGGACCUGGUACUAAUGCUACCUCAGAACAUAUGGGAUAACCUGUACAGCAGGUAUGGAGGAGGACCAGCUGUUAACCAUCUGUAUGUUUGUCAUACCUGUCAAAUAGAGGCUGAGAAAAUUGAGAAAAGACGGAAGACUGAAUUAGAAAUGUUUGUUCGGCUCAAUAGAGCAUUCCAAGAAGAAGAAUCUCCAUCUACUUUUUACUGCAUAAGUAUGCAGUGGUUCAGAGAGUGGGAAGGAUUUGUGAAGGGCAAAGAUAGUGAUCCUCCAGGUCCUAUUGAUAACACCAAGAUUGCAGUUACUAAGUGUGGAAAUGUUGCACUUAAACAAGGAGCCGAUUCUGGGCAGAUAUCUGAAGAAACAUGGAAUUUUCUGCAGACAAUCUAUGGGGGAGGACCAGAGGUUAUACUUCGACCACCUGUGGCACCAGUAGAACCAGACAUUUUGCAAACAGAAGAGAAGAUUGAAUUAGAGACCCGUGGUCUGUAGCCUUCAGCAUGAAGAUGAAUUUGUAAGGGAUGCAGUAUCCUUUCCGCUUGCCCAAAAUACAUUCCAAAACUUUUUUGUGUUUGAUGUUUUCUGUCUAGAAAAGGGGCAGCUCCAUUGGGCAUUAUGUUAUUUGGGGAAGAAUGAACUGAAACUUGUAAUAUAAAUUGUUAAAAAAAAAAAAGUACUUUGAAACUGUUCAAACAGACUAUUUCUCUAAAGUUUUGAAAGGCGUAUGGCAUGUAUAUUUUGGAGCGUUUGGUCAAUGGAAAAUAUGUUAAUGCUCAACUUUUUGUUAAGUGUUAUACUUACAGCAUUCUUCCGACUUGGAAAACUGAAAUGAAGGAUUUUUAAAAAUGCUUUUAAAUAACCCUAUAAUUCCUGAUGAGAUAUUUCUGAUAUUUACAAAAAGCAGCGUGUUUUAGUUGUAUAGUUUUGACAAGACAAGUUUAAAAAA
Molecule: messenger RNA, 3620 nt
Organism: Gavialis gangeticus (Gharial)
Lineage: Eukaryota; Metazoa; Chordata; Crocodylia; Gavialidae
Gene: USP33
Product: ubiquitin specific peptidase 33
Exons: 25
Coding region: 407-3166 (919 amino acids)
Biological process (GO): protein deubiquitination
Molecular function (GO): zinc ion binding; cysteine-type deubiquitinase activity
Source: RefSeq, a predicted model, not a curated record